UCGGCGGCGGCCGGAGCGGGGAGCGGAGCCCGCACCGCAUCCCCGGGAACCGCAUCGGCAGCGACACCGGGCGGGGGAGAGCGGCGGGGAAACCGCCCCGGAACCGCCCCGAACCCCGGCGAAUUGUCUGGCUUGAGCCCAGCUCCGCAUCCCCGGCUCCGCAUCCCGGGUCUACAUCCCCGGUUUUAUCCCGGGUCUACAUCCCCGGCUCCAUCCCCGGUUUUACCCCGGGGCUCCAUCCCCGGCUCCAUCCCCGGUUUUAUCCCGGGGCUCCAUCCCCGGUUUUAUCCCGGGGCUCCAUCCCCGGCUCCAUCCCCGGUUUUACCCCGGGGCUCCAUCCCCGGCUCCAUCCCCGGCGCUGCGGGCUCAGCAUGGGCGGAGGAGCCCCGCGCCUGCACCGUUGGCUGCUGCUGCUGCUGCUGGGGCUGUGCAGCUGGACGGGCGCGCUGCGAGGAAAUGAGAACAGCGAGGCCCUGCCCGAGUCCAUGCCCUCGGCCCCGGGGACGCUGCCCCAUUUCCUGCAGGAGCCGGACGAUUCCUACAUCAUCAAGAGCAACCCCAUCGUGCUGCGCUGCAGGGCCGUGCCCGCCAUGCAGAUCUUCUUCAAGUGCAACGGGGAGUGGGUGCACCAGAACGAGCACGUGUCCCACGAGAGUCUGGACGAGGCCACAGGGCUGAAGGUGCGUGAGGUCUCCAUCAACGUGACGAGGCAGCAGGUGGAGGAUUUCCACGGCCCCGAGGAUUACUGGUGCCAGUGCGUGGCCUGGAGCCACCUGGGCACCUCCAAGAGCAGGAAGGCGUCCGUGCGCAUCGCCUAUCUCCGGAAGAACUUCGAGCAGGACCCCCAGGGCAAGGAGGUUCCCAUCGAGGGGAUGAUUGUCCUGCACUGCCGGCCCCCCGAGGGCGUCCCCGCCGCCGAGGUGGAGUGGCUGAAGAACGAGGAGCCCAUCGACUCCAACCUGGAUGAGAACAUCGACACCAGGGCCGACCACAACCUCAUCAUCCGCCAGGCGCGCCUGUCCGACUCGGGCAACUACACCUGCAUGGCUGCCAACAUCGUGGCCAAGAGGAGGAGCCUGUCGGCCACCGUGGUGGUCUAUGUGAACGGGGGCUGGUCCUCGUGGACGGAGUGGUCGAGCUGCAACACGCGCUGCGGGCGGGGCUGGCAGAAACGCUCGCGCACCUGCACCAACCCCGCGCCCCUCAACGGGGGAGCCUUCUGCGAGGGCAUGUCUGUGCAGAAAGUCACCUGCACGUCCCUCUGCCCCGUGGACGGCAGCUGGGAGGCGUGGAGCGAGUGGUCAGUGUGCAGCCCCGAGUGCGAGCACCUGCGCGUGCGGCAGUGCGCGGCCCCCGCGCCCCGCAACGGCGGCAAGCACUGCGAGGGGCUGGGCCAGGAGUCCGAGAACUGCACCGAGGGGCUCUGCAUCCAAGAUAAAAAACCUCUUCAUGAAAUAAAAUCCCAGAACGUGGAGCGUGGCGGGGACAUCGCGCUGUACUCGGGGCUGGCGGCGGCGGUGCUGGCGGUGGCCGUGCUGGCGCUGGGGGUGACCCUGUACCGGCGCAGUCAGAGUGAGUACGGCGUGGAUGUCAUUGAUUCCUCUGCACUCACGGGAGGCUUCCAGACUUUUAAUUUUAAAACAGUCAGACAAGGUAACUCGCUGCUGCUGAACUCGUCCCUGCAGCCCGAGCUGACGGUCAGCAGGACCUACAGCGGCCCCAUCUGCCUGCAGGACCCGCUGGACAAGGAGCUGAUGACGGAAUCGUCCCUGUUCAACCCCCUGGCCGACAUCAAGGUCAAGGUGCAGAGCUCCUUCAUGGUGUCCCUGGGCGAGUUCCAGGGCAAGGCCCCCGGCAGCUUCCCCCAGGGCACCCCCAGGCCCUUUGGGAGCAUGCAGGGCAGGAGCAAAGCCCUGUUCAUCCAGAGCCUGGCCUCCAUCUCCAGCAGCAGCCAGCUGAGGAGCACGGCGCUGUUCGGGCACCUGGGCGGCCGCCUGGUCAUCCCAAACACAGGGGUCAGUCUGUUGAUUCCACACGGAGCCAUUCCAGAGGAGAGCUCCUGGGAGAUCUACCUGGCCAUCACCCAGAAGGAGUCCAGCCUGGAGCCCGAGGGCCCCGAGGUGCUGCUGGGGCCCGAGGUGAGCUGCGGGCCCCCCGAGCUGGCGCCGAGCUCGCCGUGCGCCCUGAGCAUCCCGCACUGCGCCCACGCCGACCCCCAGCACUGGAGCAUCCACCUCAAGAGGAGGACACAGCAGGGCAAGUGGGAGGAAGUGAUGUCUGUGGAAGAGGAAACUACUUCUUGCUACUGCCUGUUGGAUCCUUAUGCCUGUCACAUUCUCUUAAACAGCUUUGGAACUUAUGCCCUAAUUGGGGAACCCCUCUCUGACUGCGCCGUUCGACAGCUGAAAGUCGCCGUUUUUGGCUGCCUGUCUUGCAAUUCUCUGGAUUACAAUCUGAGGGUUUAUUGUGUGGAUAACACCCCUUGUGCAUUCCAGGAAGUGGUUUCAGAUGAAAGACUCCAAGGGGGGCAAUUGCUGGAGGAACCCAAACUUUUGCAUUUCAAAGGCAACACGUGCAGCCUGCAGAUCUCAGUGCUGGACGUGCCCCCGUUCCUGUGGAGGAUCAAACCCUUCACUGCCUGCCAGGAGGUGCCGUUCUCCCGCGUGUGGCGCGGCAGCCCCCGGCCCCUGCUCGGCGCCUUCUCCCUGGAGCGCUUCAGCCCGGCCACCACCCAGCUGUGCUGCACCGUGAGUGUCCGGCAGCUGCAGGGCCACGAGCAGCUGCUGCACGUCCAGACCUCCGUCCUAGAGGCUGAGAGAGAAAACAUCACCUUCUUUGCCCACGAGGACAGCGCCUUCCCCGCCCAGCUGGGCCCCAAGGCGUUCAAGAUCCCGCGCUCCAUCCGGCAGCGCAUCUGCGCCACCUUCGACUCGCCCGGCGCCAAGGGCAAGGACUGGCAGAUGCUGGCCCAGAAAAACAGCAUCAGCAGGAACCUGUCGUUCUUCGCCGCGCAGAGCAGCCCCUCCGCCGUCAUCCUGGACCUGUGGGAGGCGCGGCACCAGCACGACGGGGACCUGGACUCGCUGGCCUGCGCCCUGGAGGAGAUUGGAAGGACACACUGCCAGCUCCCCGACGUGGCAGAGCCCGAGCUCGAGGAGCCCUGCAGCAGGAACGGGCUUUAGUGCCUCUGUGCCAGCAGGACACGCGGCCAGCCCAGCCCCGAGCUGGGCACAGGGACAGGACAGGACAGGGACAGGAGGGUCUGUGCCCUUGGGCAUGGAACUCACCCCAUCAGCGAGGAGCAGAAGCAGCCCUGCUAAAAACCCUCUGGAGAUGAGGAAAAGCUUCUGGCUCACUUCAAACCCAGCUGGUGGUGGCCCAGACCAGCCUGCACUGUGUCAGUCCCCUGGGCAGCAGGGACACGGACACAGAGCCACGGCAGGUAAAUGUCGUCGUGUGUUUAGGAGCAGUCGUGUCCGUGUGAUGCCUAGUGAAAAUCAACCAGUAGUGUUGGAUAUUUCGAGCCACCGGGGGUUGGUCCUGGUUAAGAGUGGUUUAAAAUCCCCAUCACGUUGUCACUUUAUGUCUGCUGCAGGAAAACUGAAAAUUUGGCCUUAUCCUGUUCAGAUGUUGGAGGAAUUAGAAGAUCUCAUCAUUAUUUCAUAUCGUGCGUGUUCCAAAUAAUUUGUUUUAAAAAAUUCAGCCCCUUAAUGAAUGUACAUUUGCUGCAGAGCUUUGCUGCCUGCUCUGUUACCAAAAUUCCAGAACAAACCCCUUCUCUCUGAGGCAGGGGGGUGUGCACACGCAAGAGGAAUUUUCUAAUUUUCUACGUCUGCAAACUUUCUUAGUCAAAACCUGUCUUUGGGGGUGGAUUUAAAUAACCAAAUAACACACGGGAAAUUGCCAGCCCUGUUUUAGCAAGCUGAGAUAUUUAUUUUUAUUACUUCAUGCUCUGUGGCUGAGCUGAAGGUGGAGGCAACCAGCACAGCUUCAUUUGGGUUUGGUUUCAGACUGGAACCACAAACCCCCCACGGCACUGCCAGCACUGGCCUGGAUUUCGUUGCACAAUUUGGGAAUUUCAGAGGAAUUUCAGAGAAUCCAGAGCUGGCUGUGUUCCCUUGCUUUAGUUACAAAUUGUAUUCACCCCAAAAUCAGAAUCCAACUGGAGAAUUCGCCUCGUUUUUUAUCCAUUCCAUCCAAAUAUGAUUUAUGACCUCAACCAAACCAAGAAGAGCUGUCACUGUGGGUGAGACCUGGUGGGGCUGGCACUGUCACCAUUGUUUUGUCACCAUUAUUUUGUCACCAUUAUUUUGUCCAUUCUUUUCACUCCCAUCCCUUACCACAGCUGAGGUGCUCCUCAGUCCUGGCUGAGGCAGGAGAAACAGGAACAGAAAUGAGGCUUUGGGAGCUUUAAAAUGCAGAACGAGGAUUUGGGGGCUGGUUCAGCCUCGUAUUUGGCUGCGAGCAGCAGGACAACCCCCAGGGCAGGUCCAGUCUGGAAUUAUUCCUUCACCAGGACUGCAGUGUGAAAAUCUGAAUAACAACAGCAGCAACAGCUCUGUCCUUGCUCCUGCUGCUCUGAAAUCACCAAAGUCACCGCCUGCCCAGCUCAGGAGCAGGCUGAGCCUUGGAAAUCCUGCGAGCUGCCAACAUUUCCUGCAGCUCAGCAGCUCCUGCAGCCUGGCAGGUUUGGGGCAGACAGAAACGCCGGCUGCAAGCUGUCACUGCCUCCAGCAGCACAUGCUCCUCGUGGGGCUGGCAUUGUGUCUCCAGUGGCUGCCAGCCCUCCUCCUCAGAAACCUGCUCUGCGUUGGGCAGAAUGUCAGGCGUCAGAAAAAACAAAACAGGGGAUGGCAGCCAGGGAAAGCGGAGCUGCCGUUGUCGGGGAAACCAGCCCGGUGUGUGCAGCAGGGAAUUUGUGCUGAGAGCCUUGAAAAGAUCCAGCAGCCUGGGCUGGUGUCCCUCAGGCCUGCCCAGGGCUGCAGGGCCAUUCCCA
Catharus ustulatus (Swainson's thrush) is the source of this 4996-nucleotide messenger RNA. RefSeq names its product unc-5 netrin receptor D (gene UNC5D). Gene Ontology annotation, biological process: netrin-activated signaling pathway. Bases 372 to 3182 code for a protein of 936 amino acids. The record is from RefSeq and is a predicted model, not a curated record. Gene Ontology annotation, molecular function: netrin receptor activity; protein binding. NCBI's taxonomy places the organism in Eukaryota, Metazoa, Chordata, Aves, Passeriformes, Turdidae. Gene Ontology annotation, cellular component: membrane. The transcript is spliced from 17 exons.